AAACAUAACCUAUCUUAUUAUAGGUUAACUUUAAUGUUACCUCGUGUUUACGCCAGAGUUUUUAAAAAUUACAGUAGCAAAAUGAGUAUUUUUGUGCAAAAACUGAAUCCUAUCACGGGUCUCAACGAUUGGACAGUGCAACAAGAGGAUUAUGAUUAUCAUCAAGAAGUGGCAAGAUCAUCUUUCGCAGAUAUGCUUCAUGAUACUGAAAGAAAUCAAAAAUACGAAUCUGCACUUAAAUCAGCGAUAAAAAUGAUGCAUGCAAAUGGGAAAAAGGCAAACGUGUUAGAUAUAGGAACAGGUACUGGACUGCUAUCAAUGAUGGCUGUGAAACACGGAGCCGAUAGUGUUGUGGCAUGUGAAGCCUUUGUGCCGAUGAGUGAAUGUGCUCAGAAAGUAAUAAAACGCAAUGGUUUUAACGAAAAAAUCAAAAUUAUACCGAAGCGAUCAACAGAAUUAACAGUGGGACCCAAUGGCGAUUUAUCAACACGCUGCAAUAUUUUAGUGACGGAAGUUUUUGACACUGAGUUGAUUGGUGAGGGUGCCAUGGCUACAUUUACUCAUGCACAUAAAGUUUUGUUGGAGAAAGAUUGUAUAGUUGUACCACAGUCAGCAACGAUCUAUGCACAAGUUGUAGAGAGCCCGUUUAUACAAAAUUGGAACAAAUUAAAAGAUGUAUAUGAUGAUGAAGGCAAAUUGUUGAUUAAAAUUCCACCGAUGAUAAGAAACUGUGCUGGGUCUGCUGCAGUUCAUGAUUUGCAGUUGAGUCAAAUUAACUUAGAUCUAGUUAAGUUUCUAACUGCACCAGUACCAGUCUUCCGAUUUGAUUGGUCCGGUCGUACCCCUUUAAUUUUUGAACAGUCUACAAUUCAUUCUAUCAGAGCGAAUCGUGCUGGAGUAGCUCAGGCGGUUUUUAUGUGGUGGGAUUUACAAAUGGACACAGAGGGUAAAGUUAUUUUAAGCUGUGCGCCACACUGGGUACACUCUGUGGCAAAAGAUUGUAUUCAGUGGAGAGAUCACUGGAUGCAAGCAAUUUAUUAUUUACCACAAGAAGUUAUUAUUAACAGAGAUAUGGAAAUUAAUUUAAUCAGUUCACAUGAUGAAUAUUCACUUUGGUUUAAUGUAAGGUCUGAUCUUAAGCUUACAAAUACUGAUUACUUGAAACCAAUAUGUGAAUGCGGGUUGCAUAUGACUGUUUCACGUACACGAGUGGGUCAAAUAAAUGACUCCCUUAGGAAUAAGAAAUAUAUUAGUCUCUUGGAAAAAAAUGUAAAUAGAAAUAGUGUCAUAUUAGUGUUAAGUGAUGGUUUUUAUUUAAGUUUAUGUGCAGCAAAAUUGGGAGCAAAGAAAAUAUAUUACAUAGAAACCAACCAUUUAUCUAGAAAAAUUUUGCUUGACUUUAUUCAGCAUAAUGAAAUUUCGAACGUAGAAAUAUUCGAAAAUAUUGAAGCUUUACAAAGUCAUGAACAUCUUGACAAAAUUAAUAUGGUUUUUGGAGAACCAUAUUUUUUGAAUAAUAUAUUGCCUUGGGAUAAUUUAUUAUUUUCGUAUCUUUUGAAAGGAGUAAAGACUUUAUUAACAGGUGACGCAAAAAUAUUUCCUAAAACCGUUGUUAUUAAAGCUUUAGCUGUCAAAUUUAGUGACUUAAAUAAAAUUCGACUACCACUGGGUGAAUGUGAAGGAUUUUUAAUGAAGGACUUUGAUGAACUUAUACAGACGUCUAGUAAUAUAAGUGAUGAUAAUGUUGAAGCGCAACCACUUUGGGAGUAUCCAGGGAUCGCUUUGAGCAAAACUCUAGAAAUCAUUACUAUUGACUUAACUAGUAUACCAGAAAAAGUCAUUGAGCGGUCUGGACAAUUUGAUAUAGAAGAAAGACAAGGUCCAUGUAAUGGUAUUGCACUGUGGGUUGAAUGGAUUAAUGAUGAAGAUCUUAAGAAUGUAAUUUCUUCAGGGCCUAUCUUAAGCCCUCAAAUAGGACACUCCAUAGACUGGGACGUUCAUACUAGGCAAGGAGUUUGUUUAUUUGCAGACCGAUCUACAUCUAAAAUUGACUAUACAUUUAAAUUUGAUUUUAAUGAAGGCAACAUCAGCUUUAGGUGUAAUUAGUUAUCUGAAUAUAUUUAGUACCUUAAAACUAAGGCUUUUUGUUGACUUUCAUGAAACCAACAUUGAGGGACCACAUCAUCUGCAAAGAACAAAUGAGUUACAUGAUUUACUUAAUUAAAUGAUUUGCAUUAUUCCAACAACUGUGAUAUGUUCGUUUCAUCGUCAUUGAUUUUUUGCCACAUACAUCAUUAAAUCCAUUAAAUGUUGAAUAGACCUGG
Zophobas morio is the source of this 2324-nucleotide messenger RNA. RefSeq names its product protein arginine N-methyltransferase 7 (gene Art7). Lineage: Eukaryota; Metazoa; Arthropoda; Insecta; Coleoptera; Tenebrionidae. The coding region runs from base 34 to 2106 and encodes 690 amino acids. The record is from RefSeq and is a predicted model, not a curated record. The transcript is spliced from 3 exons. Gene Ontology annotation, biological process: peptidyl-arginine methylation. Gene Ontology annotation, molecular function: protein-arginine omega-N monomethyltransferase activity.